Molecule: messenger RNA, 3556 nt
Organism: Neomonachus schauinslandi (Hawaiian monk seal)
Lineage: Eukaryota; Metazoa; Chordata; Mammalia; Carnivora; Phocidae
Gene: ZNF202
Product: zinc finger protein 202
Exons: 7
Coding region: 187-2133 (648 amino acids)
Biological process (GO): regulation of transcription by RNA polymerase II
Molecular function (GO): DNA-binding transcription factor activity; RNA polymerase II cis-regulatory region sequence-specific DNA binding
Source: RefSeq, a predicted model, not a curated record
UCGGAUCCGGCGGCGCUGCUACGGCCGGGAGUGGGUGGGGGAGAAGCCGGGGCAGGGGAGGAGCUGCCGGAGCUGCCGGAGCCGUCCCUUGGGAGAAACUCCUUGAGGUGCCCAGGCUGAGACUGGGGGCUAAUGACAGUGUGAGCUCUAGAUGGUGUGAGACCCCUCCCCUCCGAGAGCCAAACAAUGGCUACAGCCUUGGAACCAGAGGACCAGGAUCUUUGGGAAGAAGAGGGAAUUCUCAUGGUGAAAUUGGAAGAUGAUUUCACCUGUAGGCCAGAGUCUGUCUUACAGAGAGAUGACCCUGUGCUCGAGACCUCACACCAGAACUUUCGGCGCUUUCGCUACCAGGAAGCCGCAAGCCCUCGAGAAGCUCUCAUUCGACUGCGAGAACUUUGUCAUCAGUGGCUGAGGCCAGAAAGGCGGACAAAGGAGCAGAUCCUAGAGCUGCUUGUGCUGGAACAGUUCCUUACCGUCCUGCCUGGAGAACUGCAGAGCUGGGUGCGGGGCCAACGGCCAGAGAGUGGCGAGGAGGCGGUGACGCUGGUGGAGGGUUUGCAGAAACAACCCAGGAGACCAAGGCGGUGGGUGACUGUCCAUGUUCAUGGCCAGGAAGUCCUGUCAGAGGAGACGGUGCAUCCAGAAGCAGAGCCCGAGUCACCUAGUGAGCUGCAGAACCCUGUGCAGACCUCAACUCCCGAGGCGUCCCGUGAGGAGACCGUACAGAGCCCCUAUCUGGGGCCACCAGAAGAGCAGAGCCUAUGCCAUGAAUUGGAGUUCCAGCCCCUGCAGGAGAGCGAGGUUCCAGUGUCCCAGGACCCAGACCUUCCUGAAGAGAGGAACACUGGAAACCCAGAGAUGGUUGCCCUUCUUACUGCUCUUUCACAGGGAUUGGUAACUUUCAAGGACGUGGCUGUGUGCUUCUCCCAGGACCAGUGGAGCGAUCUGGAUCCCGCACAGAAAGAGUUCUAUGGAGAAUAUGUCUUGGAAGAAGACUGUGGAAUUGUGGUCUCUUUGUCAUUUCCAAUCCCCAGACUAGAUGAGAUCUCCCACGUUAGAGAGGAAGAGCCUUUGGUCCCAGAUAUCCCAGAGCCUCAAGAGCCUCAAGAGCCAGAAAUCCUGAGUUUUACCUACACAGGAGAUAGGAGUGAAGAUGAAGAAGAGUAUCUUGAGCAGGAAGAUCUAAGUUUGGAAGAUCUACACAGAUCUAUUUUGGGAGAUCCAGAAAUCCACCAGACUCCAGACUGGGAAAUAGUCUUUGAGGAUGAUCCAAAUAGACUUAACGAAAGAAGAUUUGGUACAAAUAUUUCUCAAGUUAAUAGUUUAUCGAAUCUUCGGGAAACCAUGCCUGUCCACCCCUUGUUAGGGAGACACCACGACUGUCCUGUAUGUGGGAAAAGUUUCACUUGUAACUCCCACCUUGUUAGACACCUAAGAACUCACACAGGAGAGAAACCCUAUAAAUGUAUGGAGUGUGGAAAAAGUUACACGCGCAGCUCGCAUCUUGCCAGGCACCAGAAGGUUCACAAAAUGGGCACUCCUUAUAAAUUUCCCCUAAACCGGAAGAAUUUGGAUGAGACCUCCUCUCUGGUCCAGGCUGAGAGAACUCCACCUGUUGAGAAACCCUAUAGAUGUGACGAUUGUGGAAAACACUUCCGCUGGACCUCAGACCUUGUCCGGCAUCAGAGGACACACACAGGAGAAAAACCCUUCUUCUGUACUAUUUGUGGCAAAAGCUUCAGCCAGAAGUCUGUGCUCACAACACACCAAAGAAUCCACCUCGGAGGCAAACCCUACCUGUGUGGAGAGUGUGGGGAGGACUUCAGCGACCACAGGCGGUAUCUGGCGCACCGGAAGACACACGCCGCUGAGGAGCUGUAUCUCUGUAGCGAGUGUGGGCGGUGCUUCAGCCACAGCGCAGCGUUUGCCAAGCACCUGCGAGGACACGCCUCAGUGAGGCCCUGCCGGUGCAACGAAUGUGGGAAAAGCUUCAGUCGGAGGGACCACCUUGUCAGGCAUCAGAGAACCCACACUGGCGAGAAACCGUUCACGUGCCCUACCUGUGGAAAAAGCUUCAGCAGGGGCUAUCACUUAAUCAGGCAUCAGAGGACCCACUCAGAAAAGACCUCCUAGCUAGCUUCCUGUGUGAGGCGGUCUGCAUUCAGCCCUCACCCGGGGAUGGGCGAGGAGAUGCCCCUUGUCAGCUCGGGAAGACCUUUUCCAGGGAGUCUCCCUCACUUGCCCAGAUCUACGUCACCUCUUCCCACAGCUAAAUAAAAUCCCCCUGGCAGAACCUCUCAACCUUCUUCUACACCUGGAGGAGAUUUUUUUGCCCAAAGUACAACCUGGGUGGAGGCUUCUCCUUGACCGGAGUGUUCCUGCCUCUACCUCAUGGGUGUGAAGGAGGAGAUUUAGAAGACUUCCGAGGUUGUGGUUAUUAUAUUUUGCCCAAAAUAGGCUGUCGCAUAUCCUAAAGACUGCUUCACAGCCUCAAGUAUAAAGUUGCCCAGGACAGCCCUUUAGGUAUGGUAAGGGACUGGCCUCUAGGAUUCUGUCUUUACUGGGCUCAAAUCUUAAAGCACACAGCCCUGAACUCAAGGCCGGAGAUUUGCAUCCUCAUGGCUCUGCCACACACUCACGGGAUAACUACAGAUCUCUCACUGGUUCAUUUCUUCACCAUGCACUUUCCUUUGAUCCUGGGGAGAGAUGGGAGAAGUGUCUGAUGGGGGAAAACCUCGAGGCUGUUUCCCAUGGACCUUGUCAGGCUGCUCCCUUAUCCAUUGCCAAAAUACCAGGUGCCAGACCCUGCUAGAAAGGAGGACCUAGUCAGAAGCCUCUUUCCUUGUGGGGUGCUUUCCUGUUAGAAUACUCAUGCCCACCCUUCUUAGUGUUCUACCAGCCUCUUGGUUUUGCCCCUAGCACUUCUGCAAAAGUGAGAUGCAACAAUUGGGUGCUGGGGGAGUCAGUUAAAGCAUAAUUAAACCAUGAUUAAAUCAUUUACAUUCCCACACGUGUACAGGCCCACCCCUCCUGCCCUUUUCACAUGGGUUUGUGAGGGGAUUUUGGAACCAUGUCAGCUUACAUAGGUACUAUAGUAAUUACAGAGUCAUGAUUGACUGGGUCACUUCCUUUAUAUGAAGAACACGAGAAGACCUGAGACCAAAUUAUGGAGCAAAAUUUUUAAAAGCUGUUGCUGCUGGCUAAGGCCAUCAAGACUACACUGACACCCAGCCCCUGUCAUCCCCGCCUUGGUUCUCUGAUAUCAGGGAAAAUUAUGAACCCCAGCACCUGGGACCCUGAAGAAUUUACCAGGAGUAAAUGGCUUUCAUGUAAUUGCGUUGUUUGCUUUUUCUUAUGUGAUCUCAUUUUUAUGUAAUUAAGAACUAAAUAGUAUUAUCUCAUGGCCUGAUAGUAGGAUCUCUGUUGCCUGAUAAAGGUUCCUUGGAGAUGAGGUUGAAUAAUUAUGAACCUCACCUGCUCUGCUUGUGGGAGUGGCAAGGACUGGAUGAGCGUCCUCCAUAAGUGGAGCACAGGGUAUGGGAUUAAAGCAUGAGAA